CACCAGCUGGGCGUAAAAAAGUAGGUCUUAACUCUAACGUCGGGCUUAGCUACGUCCGACUUAGUGAUUAGAAUUUACACCGAGUGCACCAAACCUGACUAGUCUCGGUCGUAGCUGCGCCUGGUCUUAAGAUGCGCGUCCACGUGAAUACACGCGAAACAGUAAUUGUUGCCAAGCAACACACGUCUAUAUAAUUUAACACUCGAACUCCUCCAUUCAGAGCAAGCUAAGAAUUGAAUAACGAAUAUGGAUAACGGAAACCAAAAGAAGAGAAAAACCAAUUUUACUGAUAGAGAGAUUAGAACAUUAAUUGAAAUAUAUGCAGAGCAUAAAAACUCGCUAACUGCCAAAUUUAACAAUACCAUGACAAACAAACACAAACUCGCAGCCUGGAAGUCGAUCACUGGUGCGAUAAAUGACUUGGGUGAUGGAGGGAUACGGACGGUGGAAGAGUGUAGGAAAAAGUGGAAGGACCUACUAUCCAGAGCCAAAAAAGAUGCUUCGGUUCUCAAAAACCCUCCGACCGGCGGAGGCCCUGCACCAAAAACCUCUCCAUACAGUGAUAUCAUUAUUGCUAUUUUUGGAGAGGAUUCCCCCACUUUCACCGGGUUGAAUGGGAUUGACAGCUCAGAGCCGUCAACCUCAACAUUUGAAGAGGUUGACGCAGACGUGUCAGCUGUCACUAGUGACUCAGAGGACCGCAGAGAAGAGGGAAUUCCCACACCCACAGCGUCAGCGAUGACUCAAGAGGAAUCCCAAAUGGCCACACCCCGAAAGAGAAAGAGGGAUUUGUCAGAGCUACAGCGGGAACUGACGGAGAAAGAAAUCGUUCGUGUGGAGGUUGAGACCGUAAAAUUGAGAGCGGAACACGAGAAAAUUGAGCUGGAGAAGGAGAAAUUGAGACUCCAAAUUAUAAUCCUUAAUAAUCAAAUAAUCACUGAAGAAGACACUGUGUUCACCAUUCUGUAAUCAUAUCUG
This is a messenger RNA of Trematomus bernacchii (emerald rockcod), 978 nucleotides long. Its product is annotated as myb/SANT-like DNA-binding domain-containing protein 4. Lineage: Eukaryota; Metazoa; Chordata; Actinopteri; Perciformes; Nototheniidae. Bases 247 to 969 code for a protein of 240 amino acids. The transcript is spliced from 2 exons. Gene Ontology annotation, cellular component: nucleus. The record is from RefSeq and is a predicted model, not a curated record.